AUCAUUGGUCCAUUGGUUCCCAUUCAAUUUUGUUGAGCUGGAUCUCUCCAGCCGAACGCGGCCACUGCACCAGAGUUAAGUUACGUGCACACAGCCUUCCCGCUUCCUCCAUACGAAGAAGGGGAAAGAGAGGGGAGGAGGAGAAUGGAGGCAUCGGCGCCGCCGCCUUCGUCGUCGUCCGGGGACCGGACUCUGGUGGAAGCUGCACUGAGGAUACUGAAUGCGGAGGACCCCUGGGUAAAGGCUUCGCUAGGAGAAGCCACCGCCAAGCAAUGGUUCGAUGGGCUCAUCUCCCGACCUUAUGAUCCUUCCGUCAACCUCCCCGUUCCCGAACGACCCGCCAGGCUAUCUAACGUGAAGUUGGUGGCGCCCAGCCUGAUGCCGAAGCUGGGCAAAGCUGGUAGUCUGCAGAGCAGGCAAGCAAUUCUUCACAGUUUGGCUCACACGGAGAGCUGGGCCAUCGACUUGUCUUGGGACAUAAUCGCUCGUUUUGGUAAGGAAGAGGCCAUGCCCAGAUCUUUCUUUGAUGAUUUCGUGAAGGUGGCUCAGGAUGAAGGCCGCCAUUUUACGCUUCUUUCCGGUCGCCUGCAAGAGUUGGGCUCUUUCUAUGGAGCCUUACCCGCGCAUGAUGGUCUCUGGGAUUCGGCCAUCCAGACCUCGAACAGCCUCCUGGCCCGCCUUGCUGUUGAGCACUGCGUCCACGAGGCACGAGGACUUGAUGUGCUGCCAACCACUAUAUCCCGUUUCCGUAAUGGAGGUGACGAUGCAACAGCAGAUUUAUUAGAAACAGUUGUCUAUCCAGAAGAGGUCACACAUUGUGCCGCAGGUGUAAAAUGGUUCAAGUACCUUUGUCAAAGAACGCAACAGGGUUCACCGCAAGACAAGGACGUACAGGAAGACAAGAAGCUGCAGGCUCCUGAUCAACUUUCAGCAGCCACGAAUGAAAACAGUGAAGCCAAUCUUGAUCCUGUAAUUGAUACCUUCCAUGCUAUUGUUAGAACACAUUUCAGGGGCCCGCUGAAGCCUCCUUUCAAUGAACAAGCACGGCAAGCUGCUGGAUUCGGGCCCGAGUGGUACAAGCCUCUUGCGGUGAAGGAGUUUGGACUGGCAGAGUGACAAUCUUAUGGGGGAGGAGACGGCGAUGAAGAAAUGUCUUUAACAUUUUGUAUGAUUGUACUAAGAAAUGCAAUUGCAGCAGUAUCGAUAAUUAGUUUGCAGCC
Molecule: messenger RNA, 1220 nt
Organism: Nymphaea colorata (pocket water lily)
Lineage: Eukaryota; Viridiplantae; Streptophyta; Magnoliopsida; Nymphaeales; Nymphaeaceae
Exons: 4
Coding region: 145-1116 (323 amino acids)
Source: RefSeq, a predicted model, not a curated record